Molecule: messenger RNA, 4690 nt
Organism: Hemicordylus capensis (graceful crag lizard)
Lineage: Eukaryota; Metazoa; Chordata; Lepidosauria; Squamata; Cordylidae
Gene: ZXDC
Product: ZXD family zinc finger C
Exons: 8
Coding region: 411-2921 (836 amino acids)
Biological process (GO): regulation of transcription by RNA polymerase II
Cellular component (GO): nucleus
Molecular function (GO): transcription coregulator activity
Source: RefSeq, a predicted model, not a curated record
GCACAAUGGCCGCAGAACAAAAUGAGAGUUCUCUAUAUCUUUGCUUAGAAGCACUGUAGGUUUCAUUGAACACAGUGGGAUUUAUUUCCGCGUAAACAUAUUCGCACCGCACAUUACAGCACUAUCGUCUGAUUCCUAGAUUCCUUCCACCAUGCUCGCCUUCCGUUUUAGGACGGGAGUCCAGUCCUGUAAGGUUUUCCUUUUCCAGAUGCCUCUUCGGUAAGGCCAUUUCUUUUCUGCCACUUCCCUGGGAUUCCCGCUUCCGCGUUUUCCUCUGCACCGCGUAGCCCCGGCUCCUCUCUUUCUCCUCCUCUCUCUAACUCCACGAUCCGCGCUCCAGGUUUCGCCGAUCGCCCAGCCGACUCCGCCCCGCAGCUCCGGUUUCAGCUGCUGCUACAGGGACCCCCAAGAUGGAAACGCAGGGGCUGCCUGCCGCCGUGGAGGCGGCCCGGCCCGAGCCCGGCACCCAACAACAUGGCGGCAGCGCCGUUGUGGGUGACGGGGCCGCCUCCUCCUCCUCCUCCUCAGGGCCCGCUCGCCGACCUCCUCGGUCUCAUGACUCGGCGGCAGCAGGAGCCUCGGGCCUGGAGGUCACAUUCCCAGUGUUGCUGGUGCUUGAAGGGAAGAAGCCGCCGGAACCGCCUCCGCUCCCCCCGCCGCCGCCUCCGCCGCCAGGACCCGCCGCCGCGUCCAGCGUCUCCAUCUCGGCGGCCACCACCUUCGCCCUGUCGCCGCCGGGAGCCGGAGGAGGCCCUGGUGGGCAGCCGGACAGCGAGGCUCUGCUGCUGGUGCUCAACUUGGUGCGGGGCGGGGCCUCCGGGGGCUCCUCGUUGGAAUCGCCGCCGCCUGGGCCGGAGAAGUUGCGCGGCCGCGGCGAGGGGGGCAGCGGCGCUCCGUCUUCGGGGCCCCCCUCAGAGGGGAGCGGGCAGCAGGAGGACCUCGGCACUGGCGGCUCGUCGUUCUCGGGCACGCUCACCAUCAACAACCAGAGCCUGCUGGUGCGCUUCGAAAACGGCCUCCUCAGCCUGGGAGGCCCCGCUGCCUCCACGCCGCCGCCCCCCCAGCAGCCGCCGCCGCCCCAGCUCCCCAGCCGAGCCGUCGAGGCUUCAGCCCCAGCUGCAGGCGGCGGCCCAUCUCGGACUCCGGUGGCUUAUCCUUGCCCCGAGCCCCGCUGCGCCGAGACCUUCUCUCGCAAGCAGCUGCUGCGGCUGCAUCGGCUGUCGGCGCAUGGCGGGACGGCGGUGGCGGCUGCAGCGCAGGAUCGUCGUGGUGGAGCCAGAGGAGAGGCGGCGGCGGCGGGCUCAGGUGGGGCGGCGCGUCCCCACUGCUGCUCGUUUCCCGGCUGCCCUUGGGCCUUCGCCACCGCCUACAAGCUGCGGCGCCACCUGCACUCGCACGACAAGCUGCGGCCUUUCGCCUGCUCCGCGCCCGGCUGCACGAAGCGCUUCACCACCAUCUACAACUUGCGGGCGCACAGCCGGGCUCACGAGCAGGAGGCGACGCACAAGUGCGAGGCGUGUGGGCAGCGCUUCCCCAGCGCGGCCCGCCUUGGGGUGCAUCAGCGGCGGAGCCAUCUGGAGCCUGACCAGGCUUACCGUUGCGAAUAUCCAGGUUGUGAGAGGACCUUCAUAACAGUGAGUGCAUUAUUUUCUCAUAACCGAGUCCACUUCAGGGAACAAGAACUAUUCUCCUGCUCCUUCCCAGGCUGUAACAAGCAGUAUGACAAAGCCUGCCGACUGAAAAUCCACAUGAGAAGUCACACAGGUGAAAGACCUUUUAUCUGUGAUUUUGAAGGUUGUGGAUGGUCCUUCACUAGCAUGUCCAAGCUACUAAGACACAAAAGGAAACAUGAAGAUGACAGGAGAUUUACAUGCUCUGUAGAAGGCUGUGGAAAAUCCUUCACAAGAGCAGAGCACUUGAAAGGCCAUAGUAUAACUCAUCUUGGUACAAAGCCAUUUGAGUGCCCUGUGGAAGGUUGUUGUGCAAAAUUCUCAGCACGCAGUAGCCUCUACAUUCACUCUAAAAAACAUCUUCAGGAUGUGGAUUCAUUGAAGACUCGUUGCCCUGUAUCCAGCUGUAACAAAUUGUUCACCUCCAAGCACAGUAUGAAAACACACAUGGUCAAGCAACAUAACUUUAGUGCAGAUCUCUUAAAUCAGAUGGAAACUUUCAGCUCUCUCACGCCUAGCAGUGAACUUGCCAGUUCAGGACAAAGUGACCUCAACAAUAUAGACCUUGCUUCCCUUUUUUCCAGUAUGUCUGGGAGCAGUUCUGGAAUUUCAGCUGAUAUGGCGCUAAUAAACUCUGGCAUUCUCACUAUAGAUGUUGCUUCGGUGGGCUCCACGCUUGGAGGAAAUCUUUCUGUCAGUAGCAAUUCUCUUGGUCAAACGGUUGACCCACUGAUUUUAGUGGCUAGCAGUGACAUUCCACACAGCCUGGAUAGCUCUCUUCUGUUGGGAACCACUGCCACAGUUUUACAGCAAAGCACUUUAAAUUUGGAUGAUGUACAGACAGUAAAUGCAGAAGCCUUAGGCUCCUUAGCAUCAUUGUCAGCAAGGAAUUCCAGUCAAGACCUGCAUGGUUUGACCUCCAGCAAUAAUCUUUCAGGAGACACAGCCACUUUAACCCCUUCCAGCAGUCUUGGUGGAAGCAACACACCUGAAUUACUGGCUCCAAGUAAAGCAGAACCAACUUUACUUCCUGGCCUGGAUGUUGUGGGACAACAAGAAGGCAGUAAAGUGCUGACUCAGUUUGUGUUCUCCAACCCUCCAGGAAGUUACAGUGCACAGAAAGAAACUGAUCUGAGCACGGUGACUGGCAGCUCCUUUCUGGAGAGUGGUGGGUCUGCGAGAACAGAUUAUAGAGCCAUUCAGCUUGCCAAGAAAAGAAAACAGAAAGGAAAUGGAAGCGACAUUGUGUGACUUGCUUCUAGGUAUGCAUGUUUAAGAAUGCAGUCUUGGAGCCAUUUUGAAUACAACUAAACAGUGGAAGAAGAAAAUGCAUUUUACCGCCCUGGGCCACUUUAGGAAGGGCAGUAUAUAAAUUGAAUAAAAAAUAAAUAUUCUAUUCCGUUUCUUGUGCUGCUUCUCAUCUGAAAUUGAUGCAUAUGUGUGUGUAUAAGCAGGAAGGAAAUACUGUCCCAGCAAUAGGAGUUGGUGCAUCUCCCCUUUAGAGGGUGUGUGUGUGUGUGUGCGCGCGCGUUUGCAUACUUGCAAGAUGCAUUUUGAACAAGAAAUAAAUGCAUUGCGUAGAACCCACUUAAUGUCUCAUCUAAAGCCCUUGAUGUAAUAUCGUCCUUUUUUUGGAUGAGUUGAUAUUCUGUGUCUGCAUGUGUGCCCUCAGGGUAUGUAGCUAUGGUCUUCGCUUCUAUAGAAUUGUUACCUUUUGAAAAGUAACUGUAUAUUUCAAUUAUAACCUUCUAUAAGGAUAAAAUCUUCACAAAGUAGUUUAUGAAGAUAGAAACCUAAAAACAAGAACUACAGAGUGAAAAGCAGUAAAAGCAGAUGUGUAAGCAACAGGAUAAAACUAUAUUGUAAAAAGCAUUAGAAAUUCAAGAAGAUCAUGCAUUUAUGAUAAAGCACCAGGAAGAAUAAUAAUGUUUUUGUGCCCCUCUUAAAAGCUGCCAGUGUGGGAAUCUAUAGGAGAGGCUUGUUGCUUAUUAAGAAUGUGAAUGCUUAUAAAGUGUAAUGUUAGUGUUAGAUGUUGCAAUAAAUGAGGUUUUUUGUAAAACUUCAAACAUUAAUUUUCUAUUAUAGGUUUAGGUGCACACAGUUUUUAAAUAGUGCUGUUUUAGAGUAUUCAAAGCACUUCAUGUACACAGUGGCCUCUUUUGGAAAGGGGGAGGAGGCUGUGAUUGAAGUAUUGGUAAAAAGAAUGUGGGUUUAGAAAUGGAGGAUAUGCACUGAGCCAAUACAAAUGGGAGCUUAAAGGAUAGGUGAUUGAUGUAAUUGGGUAGAGGAAGGAGUCUUGUGAGGAACUGCCUAAAAAAAGCUUAGACUGUUUUUCUUCUACCAACAGUGCAACAUGCUAUAUUGCUGAUCCUUUUUAGUAUUAUAGCCCUGUUAAAACAUUUUCCCCCCAAUAUGGCGAUUUCUUGAUAAACGCAUCGCGUAAAAUGUCGCUUGCCAUUCUGUUCAGCAUAAUGCAGGCGGUUUUGAGCUACCCACACACCUCUGUGGGCCACUAAGGAACUGCUGAUGGCCUUGUGCAAGCUUGUAAAUAUUUAAAGAAGCUCGCCUGCACUUCAGGAGUGCUCCUUACUUUAUUGCCAAUCUGAGUAGUGCUCUACCAACCCUGAACUUGUUAGAUGCCAUCUUGGUUUUAUUUUGGAUCCAACCGUUGUUUCAACUUUUUCAGUGGUGUUGAGUCAUAUAUUUUUGUAUGUGCUAAAAUAGUCUUGUUUAUGUAGUAAACAUACUUUCUUUAUAUCUGAUGUUAAUGGAAAACUGUUCUAUUUAUAAAAUGAGAUGUAGCACAAUCUUAUGCAUGUUUACUCAGAAGUAAAUCCAGUGUAGUUCAUUGGGGCCUACUCCCAUAUACGCACAUAGGAUUACAGUCUUGGGGACUUUUGGUUAUCCAAUUCCAGAACUUAUAAAACAUGAAAUGUUGCUGUUUGGUUAUACCUGGUGUCAUGUGUGUUUUUAAUAUGUAUUAUUUAAAUGUAUUAUUUAAAUUUGGGUUUCUUAACCUU